Maylandia zebra (zebra mbuna) is the source of this 1329-nucleotide messenger RNA. RefSeq names its product zona pellucida sperm-binding protein 3. The record is from RefSeq and is a predicted model, not a curated record. NCBI's taxonomy places the organism in Eukaryota, Metazoa, Chordata, Actinopteri, Cichliformes, Cichlidae. Gene Ontology annotation, cellular component: extracellular matrix. Gene Ontology annotation, molecular function: acrosin binding. Gene Ontology annotation, biological process: binding of sperm to zona pellucida; egg coat formation; positive regulation of acrosome reaction.
CUGCACAGACCUGUGUCUGUUUGCAACCAUGGGGGCCAGGCAGCUUGUUGCAUUUAGCUUCGUACUUGCAUGGGUCAGGCUUAGUGACGCUCGAUUCCACAGUCUGAAUGUGCCAACACACUUGGGGAUCAAGGCACAGAGGCCUGCUGUGGCUGAAGCUGAUGCUCCAGGAGAACCUGACAGAGUGCACUCCAGUCAGUCUGCUCAGCAAGCUGCAAAGCUCCAGUCAAAGCAGAACCAGCAAGCACUUGAACCCCUCUCCUGGAAAUUUCCAGAAGAUCCAGUGGAUCGGGUGAACAAACCUUUCAAGUUUGAACUGAAGCAGCCAGUGGCAGCCUACCGCGUUGCUGUGAGGUGUGGUGAAAGUAAGAUCUUUGUUGAAGUGAGUCGGGACUUGCUGGGUCUCGGCAAGCUGAUAAAGCCAGAAGAAAUCAGCCUCGGUGGUUGUUCAGCCACUGACACUGAUGACUCGUCUCAUGUGCUGGUUUUUGAAUCUGAGCUGCACAGCUGUGGUAGCAAGCUAGUGUUGACAGAAAAUGCCUUCAUUUAUGCCUUUGCGCUGGCCUACAACCCCAAAGUGUUUGGCAGAAGCGGCAUUACGAGGAGCCAGAGUGCUGUCAUUAGACUUGAAUGCCACUACCAGAGGCAGCACAGUGCGAGCAGCGAUCCCGAGCAUCCUGCCUGGAUGUCCAGUGAAGCUACCAGGCGAGCACAGACACAGCAGCAUUUUUCUCUGAAACUUAUGACUGAUGACUGGAAGUUUGAGAGAACGUCCACCAGAUAUGCUUUGGUAGAUGUCAUUCACAUGGAAGCAGCAGUCUUGGUACAAACUCCAACCCCCCUCAGGGUGCUGGUGGACAGCUGCGUCGCUACCACAAAGUCAGACUUCACUUCAGGACGAAGAGAAGCUUUAAUAAAUGACGGGUGUCUGGGGGGUCAGCACACCAUUUCCAGGUUCAUGCCUCGAUCUCAGCCUGAUAAACUCCGGUUACAGGUCGCGAUCCACAGCUUGGGUCUACAGGGGAUGAUUUAUAUCUCUUGCCUACUGAAGGCCGUCUCAGCUUCUGCCCCAGUUACCAUUGAGAACAAGGCAUGCUCAUUUUAUGAGGGUAUGUGGAUGGCUGUAGAUGGAAAGAACGAGUUCUGUACCUGUUGUGAGUCCACUUGUGGAAUGAGAAAGAUCCGAGCCCUGAGUGACAACGCCACAGUGGAGCGAUGGGAAGCUGAAGUGACUGUGGGCCCCAUUGUUGUAGAGUGAAAGAUGUUGUUUUUUUUGUUUUUUUUACACAUUUGUAACAAAAGAGAAUAAAUAAACUUUUUAAAAAGAAA